AUGCAGAGCUACAAGUACGAUAAGGCGAUCCCGCCGGAGAGCAAGAAUGGGGGCAGCCCGGCGCUGAACAACAACCCGGCCAAGAGCAGCAGCAAGAAAGCCCUGCUCAUCUGCCUCGACUUCCUCUGCCUCGUCAUGGCUGGGUUGCCCUUCCUCAUCAUUGAAACGAGCACAAUCCAGCCCUACCAGCGGGGCUUCUACUGCGACGAUGACAGCAUCAGGUACCCGCUGAAGGCGAUGGAGACCAUCAACGACGCGGUGCUGUGUGCUGCAGGCAUCCUCAUUGCCAUCCUCGCUAUCAUAACGGGUGAGCUCUACCGGGUCCACUACCUGAAGGAGAAGUCCCACUCCUUCAUCCAGAACCCCUAUGUGGCAGCUCUCUACAAGCAGGUGGGCUGCUUCGUCUUCGGCUGCGCCAUCAGCCAGUCCUUCACGGACAUUGCCAAAGUCUCCGUCGGGCGCUUGCGGCCGCACUUCCUGGAGGUUUGCGAUUUGGAUUUCUCCACCAUCAACUGCGCUAAGGGAGUUUACAUCCAAAACUACACCUGCAGGGGAAGUGACAGCAAAGUCCAGGAAGCCAGGAAAUCCUUCUUCUCUGGGCAUGCAUCCUUCUCCCUGUACACCAUGCUGUAUUUGGUGUUUUAUCUGCAGGCCAGAUUCACGUGGAAGGGAGCUCGGCUGCUUCGUCCCCUCCUCCAGUUCACCCUCAUCAUGAUGGCGUUUUACACCGGGCUGUCCCGCGUCUCAGACCACAAGCACCACCCCACCGACGUGCUGGCAGGCUUUGCACAGGGGGCCCUGGUGGCUUACUGCGUGGUGUUUUACGUCUCAGAUCUCUUCAAACCCAAGACAAAGUCUUGCCUGCCUCCACCACCCAUCCGGAAGGAGAUCCUUUCACCUGUGGACAUCAUUGAGAGGAAUAACCAUCACAACAUGGUGUAG
Indicator indicator is the source of this 942-nucleotide messenger RNA. It is a transcript of the gene PLPP3, whose product is annotated as phospholipid phosphatase 3. Gene Ontology annotation, biological process: phospholipid dephosphorylation; canonical Wnt signaling pathway; phospholipid metabolic process. Gene Ontology annotation, molecular function: phosphatidate phosphatase activity. The record is from RefSeq and is a predicted model, not a curated record. The transcript has 6 exons. Lineage: Eukaryota; Metazoa; Chordata; Aves; Piciformes; Indicatoridae. Bases 1 to 942 code for a protein of 313 amino acids.